UUUUAAGGUAAAACUUUACCUUCCGAAAGGAAUAAGACUACUUAUACAAGUUAUAUCAGAGACUGUGAUGGUGCUAAUCAAGAACACUGCAGCUUGUGUUGUGUUUGUGUUUCUUUGUGCUGCCUGGUUCUCCACUGCACGGAUGAACCCUAAAGGUGCUGCAGUUGAUGAAAUUCCGGAUAUAAAGGCAAGUGUUGCAACUAGGGUUACGAAAAGUACUACAGUGAAAAGCUUCGCAACAAUUGAUGAAGGGAAGUUGAGCAAAGCAUGUGCAAAAAGAAAUGGUAGAAGACGUUUGCCUUAUGAGGUUAAUGGAGGUCCCUUGGCUUUUACUGCUGAUUAUCAUCGACCAGCACACCAUCCACCUAAGAAUAACAAAUGAACUCUUAAGUUCAUCCUCUUAAUGGAAG
Molecule: messenger RNA, 410 nt
Organism: Vigna angularis (adzuki bean)
Lineage: Eukaryota; Viridiplantae; Streptophyta; Magnoliopsida; Fabales; Fabaceae
Exons: 3
Coding region: 68-382 (104 amino acids)
Source: RefSeq, a predicted model, not a curated record